Funneliformis geosporum is the source of this 1299-nucleotide messenger RNA. Lineage: Eukaryota; Fungi; Glomeromycota; Glomeromycetes; Glomerales; Glomeraceae. The record is from the annotation of a GenBank genome assembly.
AUGUUAAUGUAUAGUCUGAAGAAUUUGAAGAAGAAUUCACGACGGUUUUACCGAGCAAUGGAAAACGCUAAGAAAAGACAGGAAACCAUAAUUAAAGAAUUACAAACGAAUGCUCUAGUCAUCUGUUCUGAAGAAUAUGUUGAACGCUCACAGGGAGCCCGGUCUAUUAUCGCACGUGGUCCCCUAUUAAAUGAAGUUGAGGGUUCAUCAACUGAAGCAUCACUAGACGAGAUAGAUAUUUUCUUCCGGAGUACUCCCAAUGUUAAAAAUGUUGAAACGAAGACCGGAAAGCGUAUAUUAAUGGAGGAUACUGGAACAACCAAGGGUGUUAAGAGAAAUAAAUCAAGCAACCAGCACAUUGCCGUUAACGCUAGCCAAUCGACCAGCGAUGAGUUUGAAAAUAUUAAUAAGCCUAUCGACAAUCUGGAUAAAGAGAGUGUAGAGUCAUAUGAUGUGGAAUUUACUGAUUCUUCUUCAGCUUCAAAUGAAUCCAAAAAGAAGCACGUCUCUGAAAAAAUUAUAAUUGAUCGUAAUUCGGAUCAUGAUCUUCUAACGAAUAAAGAUUUGUUACUAAAAUCAUGGCAUCAAAAUUGGGCGAAAUGGGACCCCGCAAUGACCGAGGAAGAGAAGAAAAUAUUUGACUUUUUCUUGACCUUAACAUCAAAUAAAACUGAUCAUAAAAUGGACGAAGAUACCUUCGCUCAUAGAUAUCUCCAUUUAUUAUUAGAAGAAAUUUUUAACACAGAUGAUUAUAAAUUCGUUUGGGCCAACGGAGAGUCUUCAAGUUCUAAAAGCAGACGGAAAGCUGAUAAUCACAAACACGGGAGAAAACCCGAUUUUCGGGUUCUCUUCAGCAAAGAUAUUAAAAAACAUGAAAUCACCUAUGGAGAAAUAAAGCCCCCGUCUACACCUAAUAAUGUUGUGAACAAAACUUUGAUAAAACUCGCCGAGUUUAUGAAGGGAUCCUUAGAUGAUAUAGGUAAUAAACCGGGGUUUGAAACAUUUGGCAUACUUGUUAAUGGCUCUCAUGUUAAAUUAUUUAGCAUGGAUCUCAACUUUGAUGGUGUAUACCGUCUUAACCAAAUUGGAAAAAUGAUCUUGCCAACUGAACAUGCCAAUUUUCUAACUAUUAUCCCAGUUAUUUCGAAUUUCUACAGCUUAUCGAAAAGAGUUGGCCGUGCUAUUGAGAUAUUAAAUGCUCCAUCUACACCGACAAAUCAAUCCUAUCGUAGGUUAUCAAAUUCGUCACCUCAAAAAGUUAUUUCAUUACUGAAGCUCCCGCCUCCUGUAGUUCCCUAA